AUUUCCCAUUGGUAUAAAUUGGACAGCCUAUUAUUUCCUCACACGAUACGAAUCAUUUGAUUUCAUUUUCAUCGAAAUUCCGAGCUUAGGGUUUAUGUGAUUGAGGGGUUUUAAGGAUUUGCUCAGGGAAGAAGUUGAAAAGAAGAAGAAGGAAUGAACAAAAUGCAGCAGCAGGCGCCUCAGACGUUGACUUCUGCUCCUUCGACGCCUCUCAAUCUCGUCUCCACCGAGCAGAUUCAGAAGUAUUUGGAUGAGAAUAAAAAUUUGAUCAUGGCAAUACUAGAAGGUCAAAACAUGGGGAAAGUUGCAGAAUGUGCACAGUAUCAAGCCAUCCUUCAGAAGAAUUUGAUGUAUUUAGCCGCAAUUGCUGAUGCCCAGCCUCAGGGAUCUGCAGCACCUUCACAGGGUCCUACUAGCUCGGUUACUCCACAAGGCAGUUCCCCCAUGGUUCAGACCCAGGCUCCAGCAGUGCACCAGCAACCGAGUGGGCCCCCCAAGCUCCCUUUCCAGCUGAAUGCUCUCCGGCCUCAGGAUCAGCAGAAUCAACUACACCAGCUUCAUCACCAGCAACAACUGCAAGGCCACUUUAGUCUUGGCGGGGGUCCUAACAACAGUUGGCAUUUCGCUAUGCAACCUGGAAUUGGCAAUUCAGGCAAUCUGAGGGACUUGAGAGGAAGCCAGCCAGGUGCACUGGAGGCUAGUUCUGGUGAUGGCCGAGGAAACUCUGCUUUGGGGUCUAUGGAGGGCAGAGAAUGAUAGUCGGGCUAACUCUCUUACUUUUUCUCGUCGAUGGGCCUUGUGGUAGUUUUCAAAUUUGACCCCGCAGAUGCAAUUCUCAGGAAGGACUUUUUCUGAUGAUGGUGAUGGUAUACAUCAUUUUCUGAAACAUGUGAAGCAGAAAAAUGAAGAGAACUUCUUUUACCCGUUUUGGAUGUAAUUGAGGCUUAAUUGUUGUGUGCAGUAUUGUGUUUCUCAUGCGUUUAGCCUCCUUGUGCUAUAUCAAUCUUUGAAGCUGUGUUUAAUCUUCGUGCCUGCCCAUUUCUGGGUGCCUCAUUAGGCCACAGCUGUUCCCCCUUAAACACAGGAUUUUCUUUUCCUAUAGACUCACAUAAAGAGAUAGCCGCUGUCUUGUAGCCUUUACUCCCCUAUGACAGGGCAGCUUUCUCUCUA
Messenger RNA from Sesamum indicum (sesame), 1170 nucleotides. Its product is annotated as GRF1-interacting factor 2. NCBI's taxonomy places the organism in Eukaryota, Viridiplantae, Streptophyta, Magnoliopsida, Lamiales, Pedaliaceae. The record is from RefSeq and is a predicted model, not a curated record.